UUCGUGCGCCAGGCGAUCCUCGCAAAACGAAUGGAAAGCGAGAGAGCGAGUCAUGAGUGAAUAAUGUUUACCACUCACACCGUGGAAUGUAUUAGAGGUCGUAACUUUAGUCAGGUACUGCGGUAUUAAUUUCGCUCGAAAGGCCCAUUCAAACCGCUACCGCUCGAAAUCAAUACACUUGCGGAUACAGCGACGGGAACGACUGAAUGAAACCAUGAGGAAUAAAAAGCGCGGAGAUCGUUACGAUCUAAACUAACGUUACUAUCGAUCCGAGUGUUUGAAAACGCCGAGCCAGGUACUUCGGCGCUGACUUUCAACCGACGUUUUUUGCUGUCGUACCUGUGCUUACGUGGCACUUUUUAUUCGUGGAGACGAGUUUAAAACACCUCGGUUUUUACCUGUUUUGUGUACUUUUUACCGUGGCGAUGCGAUGUAUUUUCAGAGGUUUAGUAAGUUGCGCGGCUAGCACUAGUUUACUUACGCCGGGCGGCCAGUCAGCGCGCUAACUGCGCGACAACCUAGUAACACACUCUUUUUAUGGUUAAUUUACCGUAUUUUGAUUUACUCACAACGACGUUCGAAGAUAGCCGCGUACCGCGCCCUUUAAACGUUGACAGCAGAUUUCGAGCCGGGCUUUCGUGGGAAGGAGAAGUGUCAGGGCUGCGUGCGUGUUUUUUGGGCAGCUAAAAUGGAUGCAGGAAUGGAGAAGGAGUGCAGCGCUCUGGGAGGGCUCUUCCAAACCAUCAUGAACGACAUGAAGGCGAGUUAUCCUGCUUGGGAGGACUUUGUCACUAAAGGGGCUAAGCUGCAAUCUCAGCUGAGGACGACAAUCAUUGUCACUAGCUCGUUCCUGGACGCAUUCCAGAAAGUGGCUGACAUUGCAACUGGAACAAGAGGAGCAACAAAAGAGAUUGGAUCUGCUUUGACCAGGAUGUGCAUGAGACAUAGAAGCAUCGAGAACAAACUCAAAUUGUUCACCACGGCCCUUAUGGAUAACUUGAUAGCGCCGUUAGAACUGAAGAUUGAGGAGUGGAAGAAGGUUUCCAGUCAGUUGGAUAAAGAUCAUGCCAAAGAAUAUAAAAAAGCACGCUCGGAGAUCAAGAAGAAAUCCUCCGACACAAUAAAACUACAGAAGAAAGUUAAAAAAGGUAAAGACGAGGUGAGGAUGCAGCUGGACUCUGCUCUUCAAGACGUCAACACGCGCUACGCUGUGCUGGAGGAGACGGAGAAGAGAGCCGUGUGUCGAGCACUUAUCGAGGAAAGAGGACGUUUCUGCUCCUUCGUCACGAUGCUCAAACCCGUCCUGGACGAGGAGAUAAGCAUGCUGGGGGAGGUCACUCACUUACAGACGAUUCUAGAAGAUCUUGGCACCCUGACGACCAAUCCAAACUCACUGCCCCCUGCAAGUGAACAGGUUAUUCUUGAUCUUAAAAGCUCUGACUACAGCUACACGUAUCAGACUCCACCUGCGUCACCUAGCAACACGUUAUCACGCAAGAGCAGCAUCAGCAGUACCUACACCUCUGUACGUCAUGUCCCAUCUUUGGACUCCAUAUCAAGUGCAGUUGAUGGGCUUCACCUGCGGCCACCAGACGUAACACAGCGCUCACGCAGUCCUCUCCUCCUGCCGGGAGGAGAGGAGGGCGCUCGCUCACACAGCAGUUCUCCCACAAUCCUCCGCACCGCCCGUCGCGGGCCACACCCACGCCACAGGAGCACUGAUCAAAGUGGCAUUAACAGCCAGCCUUGGCAAGGUCCAAACGCCCCAGGCACAGAGAACGGGACCUCCAUGCCCCCACCACACAAAGUGUACGGUGGUCAUGAGGAAAGAUCCAGGACCCUGUCCACCUCCAGCAAGCCACAGACAGGCAGAGAUCAGCUGACUCUUGGGCUGGGAGGCGGGCUUAACUCGGAAGCUCCUCGGACCAGCCGAGAUUCCCUCCAUUGCUCCAGUGGAUACAGCACGCAGACCACUACACCGUCGUGCUCUGAAGACACCAUACCCUCACAGCAUGCGAUAAAGAAAGAACCACCUCUAUAUGAUUAUGAUUAUAUCUCUCUUCAUGGUGGAGAGGACGGCCACGGUCAGUCAGAUUUUGAUAAAUCAUCUACGAUUCCUCGCAACAGCGACCUGAGUCUGAAUUACCGCAAAAUGUUUCAAAGUAAGAGGCCGGCAUCCACCGUCAGCCUGCUGAUGGACCCCGAGCCUAUAGGGCCCCACACGGCAACUAUUCGCCGUAAACCCUCCAGCAAGCCCAACAUUCGCCGUGGCACCAUCAGUGGAGGAGUUCCCAUACCGAUCUCCACACCACAGGUUCCACUGAAGGCGUCUGUUUCCACAGCCGGUCUGAGCGGCAGCGAGGAGGCCGUGUGCCCGACAGGCGUGAUGCAGAGUAACCGCCUACCUGGAUCAGAUCUGGCUCACACCAAACAUAACCUCUGUACGUCCACCCAAAGCCUGAGCGCCAUGCCACCCCCGUACUAUUCCAUGUUCCCCGGGCAGCCACCGGUGGGCGGCGCAGAGCAGCUUUAUCAAAUGAGCAAACAACAGCAGUAUGCGCUGCAUCAACAACAGCAGAGGAAGUAUCAACAACAGUGUCAGCAACAACAGCAAAAUAAUCAACAACAGCCGCAGCAGCAAAAUAAUCAACAACAACAGUACAGACAACAACAGCAACAAUAUAGUCAACAACCGCAGCAACAAUACAGUCAACAACCGCAGCAACAAUACAGUCAACAACCGCAGCAACAAUACAGUCAACAACAACAGCAACAAUACAGUCAACAACAACAGCAACAAUACAGUCAACAACCGCAGCAACAAUACAGUCAACAACACCAGCAAUACAAACAACAGUAUAAUCAACAACAACAUUACAAUCAACAACAGCAAUACAGUCAACGACAGCAACAAUACAAUCAACAGCAGCAGCAGCAGUAUCAAGAACUGGGAUGUCAAAAAGAGCUCCAGCAGAAAUUUAAACAACAGAAGCCUCAAACACAUCCUUGUCAACAGCAACAGAACCAACAUCAGCCGCCGAAUGCGACGGUUCACAUUUCCAGCGCGCCGACCGAAAGCGUCCAGCCCGACUUGACCCAACCUGCUGUGAACCGCUCCGACAGCGUUCCCGAUCCGGGCAGCGGAGGUGACAUGCUGAGCAUGAUCCGCAGAGUCAAACUACGUCGGACACUUACCAACGAUCGUUCGGCACCUUUCAUCACACCCGACCAUCUCAACUGAACUUUGAUCUUUUCGCCGAAUGGAUCAGUAGAUUUUUACAGUUGUGUGGCUUCGCGACUUUUCGUUUCACAGCAUUUUUUAUUGGUGACAUUUGCGUAUACUUUCAUUAAGUAGAGAAAAAACUGUUCAUUUAUGAAUGAUUCCUGCAACGAGACAUUUUCGGUUCUGGAAAAUCCGUUUUGAUUUAUCUACACUGUGCUUGAAGAUCAAACUUUGUCAGACUUGGAAAAGUUGUAGAUGCAGUGUCCGUACGAAUGUCGCCUCGAUACGUUAAAGUUCAUUCUGCAGGCUGUGCGCUUCAUACAUGUAAACUGAUAUAUAGAUACAGAUAUAUAUAUAUGUAUUUAGAUUUACAGAUUGAUCGUUCAAGCUUUUAAGGUAUAUCAAAUUUAUUUGUUUAUGUUGUAUUUGCGGAAGAAAAGCACUCGGCCUUCUGGUUAGAGAUCAAAAACCUCUGUAUAUAUUAGCGAACUGAGAGAUUGUUGUAUUAUUCUUGUUUUUUGUUUGUUUCGGAAAUUACAUAAAGCAGCGCUAGACGUCUAUUUUUGUACAGUUUAGAGGAAAGGAAAACUGCACCACUGCCUUUAAUCCGCCCAACUACUGGACAUGCGUUGCGGUUGCAGUAAACGCAGCCAAUCAGAGGAAAGCAGGGAGGAAGUAAGAAUUGGGUGGAUGAAUGAAGGACUGGAAUAGUGCGUCAUAUUUGUGUUGCAUAUAACUGUGAGAGCUUACGAGGCAUCACUGUGGUUAUUUAUUCGACCUGUCUGAUUGCGAAUCUUUUUUAAUCGUUUGUUUACCAAAGCGUUGACGCUGUAGCUCUGUAGAUGCGUACGACGCUGCUGUCCUUGAGGUAUUUGGUAUAAAGACUCAUGUCUGAUUCUCAAACUUGUGGCCCGCUUUGACUUUUUUUGAACGGUUGCAUUACGACAGACAAGCCUUGGAUUUCAAAAAUUGCAACUCAUUGAUGUUUUAUAGGUAUUUACUUUUCUUUCACAUAAAACACUAUAAGAAAUACUAUAUUCACAAAGUGAACUAUUUUAAGGCCCUCAUCAUCUAAACGCACCUAAAAAGCAAAAUCCUUCACAGCUUAAACCCAAAUGGCAACGUUAUCCGCACCUGGGGAAUAAAAUGCAGUUUGCGUAAAGAUGCUUUUGUCAUGAAUAUUGAAACCGAAGGAUCAGUCCUGUUUUUUUUUCUGUGUUAUUUUACUUUUCCACAUGAUUCUUUUUAGCCGUUUGGAGACUGUUUGUAUAAAAUCAAGCAUAGUUUAGCCUAUCUUUAUUUUAAAUACAUUUUAGAAUUUGAUCUGAGAGCGCCUUACCCAGAAUUCUCUUGGUUUUGCUGCCUUUUUCUUUUUAUAAUUGGAAGCCGACGCUGGACGUUGACUUGAAGUGCAUCCCGUUUUAACAUUUUUAAUACCAGGUUUCUUGCAUCAAGCAUCAUCUUUGUACUCUCACUAUUUUUAUCCAUGUAUGAUGCUGUAUGUAAAUAAACCUGAUAUUCAGAAAUGA
Messenger RNA from Triplophysa rosa, 4752 nucleotides. RefSeq names its product MTSS I-BAR domain containing 1 (gene mtss1). Gene Ontology annotation, cellular component: cytoplasmic side of plasma membrane; actin cytoskeleton. Lineage: Eukaryota; Metazoa; Chordata; Actinopteri; Cypriniformes; Nemacheilidae. The record is from RefSeq and is a predicted model, not a curated record. Gene Ontology annotation, biological process: cell projection assembly; plasma membrane organization. The transcript is spliced from 16 exons. Bases 689 to 3241 code for a protein of 850 amino acids. Gene Ontology annotation, molecular function: phospholipid binding; actin binding.